Molecule: messenger RNA, 4256 nt
Organism: Wyeomyia smithii (pitcher-plant mosquito)
Lineage: Eukaryota; Metazoa; Arthropoda; Insecta; Diptera; Culicidae
Product: diacylglycerol lipase-beta-like
Exons: 10
Coding region: 1450-3507 (685 amino acids)
Biological process (GO): lipid metabolic process
Source: RefSeq, a predicted model, not a curated record
UACUAUUCAAUAAUGAUAAUAUAGGCCAACUUAUGCUUGGAACAAGUUUGUUUUUUUGUUAUGCAUUUUUUCAAAAAAAUACACUUAUUAACCUUUUAUUAUUAUUUUCUAAAACCUAGAUUCUGUUUGUAGCAACAACAAAAAAAAUACGCGAGCAACUGUUCCGAGCCCUGUGAGAAUCGGUUUGAUAGAGCGCGGUUGCGUGCUAUCUUUCGUUAAGCAAAAGGCAGGCAAAAACAGUCAGCCUCAUUUUCUCAUCAACUGAUUUAUGCAAUUUCAUUAUAUAUUCUCACUCUUCAUUCGCAACAGUCGGGUGCAUAUAUUCCGGUUCACCUCGAUCCUCUUCAACUUUACUCAGCACAGCCAUUUAGAUUGAGCUACAUGAAAAGCAAUUAUCACUGAUUUUAAUGAACGUGUUAUCCAUUCGCAUGAUUUUUGUCUAUAACGCAUAAUUCGAUAAAUAAUUUUAUCUAUCGCGCUAAUUACAUUUAUUUUUUUUCUAUUGACCAUAACAAACAUGUGAAGAACUUAAAAGUUACACAUGAAGCACAUUUUAUUUCUUUCUUAUUACCACACAGUUCAUUUAACAUAUAUGACACUGAGUAUAAGUGUAACAACCUUAAAAAUGCCAUGAUCACCGCACUCUACCAUGGUCAGGGUUCCAAUCGCUUUUGUUGAAUAACCUGAGGCGUCAUAUCACAGCGCUCUCAGAGACACAGAUUAUUAUUUAACUGAAAGGAAGUGUGGACUGUAAGUUUCAAGAUGUCAAAACUUGGAGAUAUGCACAAGAUUUAUGAAAUAAUUUGUUAUAUCUGCUCUCGGCUAAAAUUCAACAAGAGACUGCGUAGAGCUAUUUGAAUGUCUGGUUUUGAAAAUUUGUUAUUUGUUACAAUAGAUUUCAUAUUUUGUAGACAAUAGCAAAUCUCAAUUGCAUUUCCCACGAUUGUUGUUGCAAUAAAAGUGCAUUUGAUUUUACGCUCAGUGACACUACACACACCAGUCUAAGCGUACAGUUUCCUAAGGAGAUUCGUUUACUUAAGUUGUUGGGGACAUAUCACACUGUAUUUCAAAAAGUUUUUAAAUGAUAAAUAACCAAUUUAUACUAUAACUAUUUAUAAACUGCAUUAUUGCGAACACUAGAGAAAACCACGUUUAAAUACAAAACAAGUAAAGUCAGUCCAUCAUAACCUUAACAUAAUCUUCCAGUUGAAGUAUAUACGAUUAAAACAAGUGCAAACGUUACUCGUGUGAUGUGAUUAAUCUAAUCAAUAUUUUCAGAUUUCGGAGGUGGGAGAUAAUAAUAAGCCAUGAUGUAUUAUCUUCAUUAUUUCACAAGUACGCUUUUUUGCCCUUGUGAAGCAAUUAAAAAAUGCAACUCAGCGAAAGGCGGGUAGGUCAAGAAUCAUUCUGACCUUCCCUCAAACGAUAUUUGUAUUAGAAACUUCGGUCAUGCCAGCGCUGCGUUUGUUCGGCCGGAAAUGGUUAGCCGCGUCGGACGACCUUGUGUUUCCGUGUCUGUUCGAGAUCGUGUUCCGCAUCGUAUGGCUCGGGCUGAUAUCAUGCGUAACGUCGACGUACUGGAGCGUGACCGCGGAGUGCGAUGAACAGGCCGGGUUAGCUGUUCGUGUCUACCUAGUGGGAACCCUAGUGUUAAUUAGUGUAAAUAUAGUUCUAUUGGUACUUUUGGUGAAUCGAAGUGCCCAGGGUAGCAUUACCGAGGUGCAGAAACGUUCGAUGGUAGCACCACUUCUGGUGAUAAAAAUUUUGCUGAUCCUGCCAGAAACUGGACUGAACAUUUUUGGCACAAUGUGGGCUUUUUGUGGGACAAUUGAGUGUAAGAGUGAAGACAAAAUUACUCGUACUGUGAUUGAAGCUAUUGUACUAUUCAACUGGGUAGUAUUUGCGCUCAUUAUUUUCGGUUUAGCUAUAGUAUUCGACCCGCUAGGUUCAGCAAAAUAUAAAAACGGUAGAGAUAGCAAUGAUAAUGGCCCGACGGAGUCAGCGAUUCACAGAAAAGUAUCAAAAUUGUGGUUCCGGAGAUUCCGCUGGGCAUUCUGCUGCCUGCGAAAAGACGAAUUCGGUCACGAAGCAUUCACACAGGUAGCCAGUCUACUAAGUGCCCUUUUUCGGGGAACAGACUUAGUUCCAUCAGAUAUCAUGGCAGGAUGUGUUUUACUGCGUGUUCGGCAGAAGCGAGAAACCAGAGAAAUGCGGAGGAUACGAAUGUUGAACGACGAUGGACCAAGAUAUUCUACAGAUAUCACUAGGGUGUUUGCCACUUCUCCAUCGUGGAUGACUAUAAAAAAUGCUCGUCACUUUUUGCGGUUUGCAUUGGCUGCCUAUGGCUGGCCUAUGGUUUGCUAUAUGCACUGCUGUACUGGACCGUAUCGGUUAGUUCCGAAAAUGACGUGUUGCGCAUGUUUCCGACGAAAACCUCAAAUCAUCAUUGAUGACAACUGUUGCCUAUGCCACGUGUCCGGUGUUCGAUAUACGUCACGAGUACGAAGCGAAGACGUCUUGCAUGCAUCGUUUAAAAAUCACGUGUUUGAGCUACCAUUUUGUGUGUUGGCGGAUCACAGUACCAAGAGCAUCGUUAUAUCAAUCAGAGGAAGUCUAUCGAUGCGGGACGUGUUCACAGAUUUAGUCGCUAAUGCUGAACGAUUUGAUGCUCCAGGGAUGCCUCCGGACACUUCCGCUCAUCGUGGAAUGGUUGCCGGAGUCGACUGUAUGCUCAAGCGGCUGCGGGAAGGAAAUAUGCUAGAUCGGGUUUUCAAUACCUAUCCAGAAUAUACAUUGGUUCUUACAGGACACAGCUUAGGAGCAGGAGUUUCCAUCUUGCUGGCGGCGAAGCUACGUAGCCGGUUUCCGGAUCUGCGUGUGUAUGCCUUUGCAACUCCAGCUGGACUACUUAGUCGCGACGCUGCACGGUACACGGAAGGAUACGCUUUCACUAUCGGCGUGGGUGAUGAUUUUGUCAUGCGUUUAGGCGUUGACUCCAUCGAAAAUCUGCGAACCAGUGUGAUUGAAACAAUACGAGCUUGCAAACUGCCAAAAUGGCGAAUAAUGUUGAACGGUUUCGGUUAUGCACUGUUUGGUGUACCAUCAAGGGAUUUGGAGACCACAUGGCAUGAUGUAACGGAAAUAACGAAAAAAACUGGCCAGAGUCCGCUUUUAAACGAACGGCCCAUUCAAACUGUGGCUGCUGUUGAAGGAGGGUUACUUUCAAGUGAAAUCUCUAAACGUAGAUUUGCCAAAACACGACUUUUUACAGGAGGAAGAAUCUUACAUAUUGUGAGGCGUAAGAAAACAGAGCUGGAGAAAAAAACUAAUACGGGUGGACCAACUUUCGAGAUGCGUUGGGCCACGGCAGAGGACUUCAUGGAGUUGAAGGUUAUGCCUCGUAUGCUAUUGGAUCAUUUGCCAGACAACGUUUUCAGAACGCUUACGAAAAUUCUUGAGGAACAAAAAACUCAUAAUGGAUCUAUGCUCUCUCUACAGGAAAUUUGAGAAAACUCUCAUAAGCCAAAACUACGCUACGCCGCUUGGAGCAGUCGAUGAGAUUGAUUGACACGAUAAGAAUAUAUAUCACCAAAAACAAAAACAAAAUCCUUGAGUGCCUUACGAAAAAGUAAUUCUUGCCGUAAAAUUUUUGGAAUCAACCAACACCAUACAAGGUUUGAUUUGGUAGGUCAGGUGUAUAUCUCUAGUUUGGGAAACUUUCAGAUAAGAGUUACUAAGUUGUCUAUAUCGUAUUUUAAAAAUCCUAUAACUGUAUAUGCAAUAGAAAGUAACUAUUGUUCAGUACUGUUACAAUGCGGUUGCUCAUUAUUUACUUUAAGUUGUCUUAAAAUAAGUAUUCCAGUGAUUUCAGUUAAUUAGCAGCAUUCCAUUAGUCGUAUUCCUAAAAGAAAAUUAAUAAUUCUAGUGCGAAUCUGAAUAGCUGAUAUUUUUCCUGACGUUUAAGGUAUUGAUCUAGGCUAAACAUGUGACGAUUACUAAGCUUGUUAUACUCAAAAGAAUCGAAUACAGAGGUAUUAGAUGAGUACAGGAGUUUGAAUUGAAGAUAUUUUGAAGCAUAAUUGUGUUUCAGAGAAAUGUAUAAAAGUUUUAGCAAAAAAGUUGAAAACUGAGUUAGUUUUCGAUCGUAUUUUGGUUGUGAUAUGAAUGCUAUUUAUUAUUUAUAAAAAGCAAAGUAAAUGAAUGUGGUAUAUUAUGUAAGAUCUGUAGUAAGUUGGAAAUAAAUGUAUUUUAUUAUA